Corythoichthys intestinalis (scribbled pipefish) is the source of this 1122-nucleotide messenger RNA. RefSeq names its product syntaxin 11a (gene stx11a). NCBI's taxonomy places the organism in Eukaryota, Metazoa, Chordata, Actinopteri, Syngnathiformes, Syngnathidae. The record is from RefSeq and is a predicted model, not a curated record. Gene Ontology annotation, cellular component: endomembrane system; presynaptic active zone membrane; plasma membrane. The transcript has 2 exons. Gene Ontology annotation, biological process: intracellular protein transport; exocytosis; synaptic vesicle fusion to presynaptic active zone membrane. Gene Ontology annotation, molecular function: SNAP receptor activity; SNARE binding. The coding region runs from base 191 to 1069 and encodes 292 amino acids.
UGCAGGUAGAAUGCCGUGGUCUAUUUCUACAUGAGCUACAGACCUGUAGAAAACGAUGCUAAAAAUAGACUCGGCACAUCUUCCGCAUCUUCUUUUUUGUAAGCACAUGUUGAAACGCACUCGCAUAUAACGGAAUCAACUAAAAGAGGAAACCAGCACCGAGUACCUCGCUGCUCACGAAGAGAACAAGAUGAUCGAUAGACUGAGCGAGCUUCGCGCCCUCGCCGCCAAGCCCCCAGAAGUGGUGGAGUACAGCCUGGAGGGCAACCGGGAUGAGGACGUUUCUAUCAUGCAGAUUUUUGCCGGCGAGGAAGAUAUGGAAUGCAUCCACAAGGAGGUUCAGGGCACCAGGAAGGAGAUCCUGCUUCUCACCAUGGAUGUCAAGCGCUUGGGCAAAGAGAGCAGCCGCUUCCUUACCUCGGUGCGGCGCUUCAGCAGCAUCAAGCGGGACGCCAACGCUCUCGGACGCGGCAUCAAGACCCGCGGGGAGGCCCUCUUCACCCGGCUGGAGAGGCUAAGUCGGUUGAGCGAGGAGUUGGCCCGGGUGCACGGAGACUCCUCGGCGGUGGCCCGCGUAGCCCGGUGCCAGCUGGCCGCGCUGACUGGGAGCUUCCACCUGGCCAUGACAGAGUACAACCGCGCCGAGAUGGAGCAGCGGGAGAACUGCACGGCGCGCAUCCAGCGGCAGGCGGCCAUCGUGGGCAAGGAGGUGACACGGGGACAGAUCGAGGAGUUGAUGGAGACAGGCAAGUGGGACGCCUUCGUGGGGGACGGCUUGCUGACCACGGCAGGCGCUCGCAGCGCACGCUCGGCGCUGAGCGAAAUCGAGAGCCGCCGCCGGGAGCUGCUGGAGCUGGAAGGACGCAUACGGGACAUGCGCGACCUCUUCUUCCAGGUGGCGCUGCUGGCUGAGGAGCAGGGCUGCAUGGUGGACCACAUUGAGGAUCACGUGCGAGGCGCUCAGGACUACGUGGCUGCUGCCGGUAACCACGUGCGCCAGGCCAUCAAGUACAAGAAGGCGAACCCUUGCAAGAAGAUCUUCUGUUGUUGUUUCCCCUGCUGCCACUGAAGCCCAUAAGUCAGACCUGCAACACGCUUGAGCAAUCGCUGUCAGCCAUCCCA